CCGUCAGUAUCUCCAUCAGCUCACGAUUAUCUACAAACUCUUCACCGUCUAAAACUACAACCUAUAUCGCUCAUCACAGCCGAACGGACCAGCACUCAACUCGCAACUCGAGAUGUCCGCAAAGACGAGAUCUAGCACCAAAGUCGGGAACGAUGUCGGUAGCAAGGAGAAAGGACUAGGCGUCAAGCGAACGGGAAGUGGAGGAGUACAGUCUGCAUUGGGCUUCUCGGCCAAAAAGUCCCUUCACAAAUCGCCUACCAAGAAGAAGGUUCCUGCUGCUAUCACCCAAUCUAUCGAUCUUACCCUCUCGUCCCCUCCGCCCAAAUCCUACGCUCCCGUAUUCGCCCAUCCGAAGCGGUCCGCCAAGUCGAAUGCCAACCCGUUUCUGGACCAGGAGGAGAAGUACGAGCAAGGGACAUCGGGGGACGUAGUAGAGAGGGAUGAAUUUGGGUUCGUGAGGACUGUCCCUCUCGACUACUCGCCGCUUGGGCUCGGGAAGCGCAAGCCGACGGAGGAGAUGAUCGCGAAUCUCGUCGGUGAUCGACGCAAGCCCGCGAACAGAGAGAAUUCCGCGAAAGGGGAGGGGGAUGAGACCGUAAAUGAAGACGUUGACGCGACGUUCUUCUUGACCGAAAGACGAGCCGGGAAGACGGGCAAGGAGACGGGCGAGAAGGUCGAGGUCGAAGAAGGGGGAAAGCUGAACGUGAAGGAUAAGAGAUGGAACGGCAUUUUCAAGGAUACACAGGAGAAGAUGGGAGGUCUAGACGUCGAGCCGAUUCACUGCACCCCGAAAACGCACAACCGCGUCCACCACAUCCUUCGAGUCUUCGAUCUGAGUUCUCAAUGGGGUCCGUGUGUGGGGAUUACUCGGUUGGAGAGGUGGAAGCGAGCUGAGGAAUGGGGCCUCGAGCCUCCUGUCGAGGUUCGUGAUAUCUUGCUCACGCAGGAAGGUGCUACAGAUGACUCGUAUAAGGAGACGGUUUUCCACGGGAGUGGCAUCUAUGUCCCAUGACGUUGUUGCCGUCGAUCUGCACCACACCACUUAUGUAGCAAGCCCACUUGUAACGAUGUAGCCCUUUACGUGUAGCCAAAUAAUACCAU
Filobasidium floriforme is the source of this 1101-nucleotide messenger RNA. Its product is annotated as DNA polymerase delta, subunit 4-domain-containing protein. Bases 113 to 1012 code for a protein of 299 amino acids. Lineage: Eukaryota; Fungi; Basidiomycota; Tremellomycetes; Filobasidiales; Filobasidiaceae. The transcript has 4 exons. Gene Ontology annotation, molecular function: DNA-directed DNA polymerase activity. Gene Ontology annotation, cellular component: delta DNA polymerase complex. Gene Ontology annotation, biological process: DNA-templated DNA replication; DNA synthesis involved in DNA repair. The record is from RefSeq and is a predicted model, not a curated record.